AAAGAGACUAACGCUUUUUAUUAUGGUCAACAGGGUCGCUGUGAAGCUCCUCUAUGAUAUUGAGCAUCCCUUUUUUAAUACUCGCCCUUAUUUAUACGCAUUAUUUACACGCACGAUGGGCCAUUGAUGCUGUCUGACGUUACCUAGAUCGAGAUAGUUAUAUAAAUAACUUAUUAGAGAUUAAACUUUGAAUAAUGAAGGUAAUAAAUGUUAAUACUAUUCUCGUGCUCAUAUCCUUAGGAGUAUUAUGUUUUAGUAAUCCGCAUUAUAAAGGGAAUAAAAGGCGUUUUAUAAGACAAGUUGACGGUACAACGACGGCAGAACCAAAGAUUGGUUUAAACAAUACUGCUUUGAUGAGUAGUAAUGACAGUGUAAGUACAACAAUGAAAAUAAAGACUGCUCUGCAAAAAGACAGAGAGACAACGACAACAUCUCCGUACCGUGAAACCACCAGCAGUAAAACGACAACUCAAAGCAUUGAUAAGUUACAAUAUGAACGUUAUACAACAAUGAAUCAGAAUCGUCAUACAACGAGUACAACAACUGCAAUGCCAAUUUCACUAGAUAUUUCAUCUUCAGUAUCUUCAUUUGUACCACGUCAAUUUGAUGUCCUGAGCUUCAUAGGUGGAUCUCUCUUUACAUUCUGCUUAGUAGGAUUUGGGGUUCUCUCGUGGAAGGCGUAUGCACUGCAUAUUGAACGUAGUUAUAGAACUAUUUAAUUAAAUAUAAUCGUAUUAUAUACUAAAAUAAAAAAUAAUUAUUAAAAGGUAUGAUCUCACGAAGAUAGAAAUGAGGAUUUAAAAGCACAAUAAAAAAUAUAAUAAAUAUACCAAAUAAAGUAAAAUGAAAUAAGUAUU
Messenger RNA from Cotesia glomerata, 857 nucleotides. RefSeq lists its product as uncharacterized. NCBI's taxonomy places the organism in Eukaryota, Metazoa, Arthropoda, Insecta, Hymenoptera, Braconidae. The record is from RefSeq and is a predicted model, not a curated record. The coding region runs from base 195 to 719 and encodes 174 amino acids. The transcript is spliced from 3 exons.